This is a messenger RNA of Galleria mellonella (greater wax moth), 2367 nucleotides long. RefSeq names its product zinc finger CCCH domain-containing protein 11A-like. The coding region runs from base 295 to 1956 and encodes 553 amino acids. NCBI's taxonomy places the organism in Eukaryota, Metazoa, Arthropoda, Insecta, Lepidoptera, Pyralidae. Gene Ontology annotation, molecular function: metal ion binding. The record is from RefSeq and is a predicted model, not a curated record. The transcript has 7 exons.
AGAUACUCAGUAAAUUAUAUAGUUUAGAUAUUAAUGACUAACAAUAAUUACAACACUAGUAAAGAGCCAACGAGUCGAGCGCGGAGUAAGAGAGAAAGAGAGAGCGAAUAGAGCAAAUAUAAAAUAUGAAAUGAAAGUCCACCACCGCCACAUGUCCGCCAUAUCUAAUACAUCUUCUUUUCAAUAGUGACGUUCAUAUUAUUUUGUGUUGUAGCUCUGUUGCGUAAAUAUUUGUUGUAUAAUUUCAUUAUUCUUUAGUUUAUUUAUUAGACGGCCCUGGCGGCGGAAAACACCAUGGAAUCUCCAAGAAAGUUUAAUGAUUGCUACUUUUACUAUUAUUCUACGUGUACCAAGGGUGAUAACUGUGUGUUUCGUCAUGAGCCAUCUGCUUUGGGCUGCGAGACUAUGUGCACUGCUUGGCAGCAGGGCAAGUGUUUAGACAAACGCUGCAAACUACGCCACAUGGAACUUAGGAAAAACCGCAAACAAAUUCCAUGUUACUGGGAGAACCAGCCAGGCGGCUGUCGCAAGAAGCACUGCCCAUUUAUGCACAAGAACCCUGAUGCGCGCACUGACGGCAUCGCGCCCAGCCAGCCCGCACCACCUGCAUCUGCGGCUUCCCAGUCGGCCGCGGGUCCUAACGCGGCAGAGGGCGCCGGCGAGGCGCUGUCGGCGGCGCCGCCCGCCCCCGCCCCUGCGCCCGCCCCUGCACCCGCGCCCGCCCCCGUUCCACUACUGUGGCCGCAGCAGCGACAAGUGGUUUUAGAUUCGGCAAUCCUGGGCGUGCUACCGUCGAGCGAGCUGCUGGGCCGCCGCGUGCUGGCGCCGCACCCACAUCCUCACCCGCACCCGCACGACGCAGCACCCAACCCGUACGCGCCGCUACCCGUCGACCCCCUCGUCGUCAACUUCGAGGAAGAGUCCGACAAUGAAAGCGCUCCCUCAUCCACACCCACUAAAACGGUGUCGCCGGACGACGCUCAGAGAAUCGCUCGCACCAAAUCGCAGGAGCUACUCCUCCUCGAGAAAAUUCAAGCUGAGGCGGCCGCGUUCUACAGUUACGAUUCGUUACCGGCUGUUGAUUCUACCAAUGAGCGUAAAAUCACGAGGACCAAUCUGAAUUCCAAAUACGACAGACUGUCACUUGAUGAGAUUUCAGGUAAAAAACAAUCCACCGAGAGACGGAACUCGUUAGAUUUUAAAGUGUUGUCCCUGGAUGAAAUUAGAGCUAGAAAGAAAAACGAUACGAUCAUCCAUACCACUCCAAUAACUUUAAAUUUGAGUCGGAAACGUAAACUGUCCACGCAAGAGACUAUCACAACAUCUGGAAAUAAAAUAAUUAAAGUAGUUAGCAGUAAUUCCAUAGUAUAUAAGAAAGUAGAUCAUAGUGCACCCACCCCGUCUAGUCAGUCCAAAGCAGAACAUAAACAGACUGAAGUUCCUGUAAGCAGGAAGCGUACUCUUUCAGAAAUUAGUGACAUUUAUGAUAUACACGAUGAUGAAUUAGAUGAUAACUUUCAUGAGUUCAAAAGAAUUAAAAUCACAGAGCAAACACAAAAGCCUAGACUUAUUAGAAAUAGACAGAACACUCUUAGUAGAUCAGACAAUAGUGAAAGUGAAACUAAUCUUACUAGUGUAGGAAGUAAGGCUGACAACGAUUCUGACUCAGAAGUACAAAUUGUAAGUAUAGAAAUUAAUAAUAAGCAUAUAAAUGUAAACAAAUUGUCGGAUACUGAUAUUAUAGAUGUAGAUUCUGCUAGAAUAGGUGAGCCAGUGGACAUAGUCGACUUGAGCGACGAUGAUCUGGAAGAUGAUGAUAUCACAAUAUCAGACUUAGAUUUAGUUAAAAACGUACCCGACGUAGUUGCUAGUUGUCAUAGAAAUAUAAACAAAGGAGAGAGUUCAGAUAAAAAUAUGUUCAGUAAUAUUGAUACACUUUUUAAUAAAGGAUUAUGAUUUAAUACUAUUCAUUUAUAUUUAGAUAUAAGUUGAUACUGUACAAAUAGGUUUGUUCGAGUCAUACGUCGUCGUAAAUGUGUGACAAUUUAAUGUGGAAAUUGUGAUUUUAGAAGGAUAUGCAGGUCUACUUUUAGUAGCAGUUUUUAAUUUAUAAAGACAGCAUGUUUGUAGCAAUCUGCACUGUGAUGCAUUGUUGAUUAUAGCUUUAAUACCAAUGAUAAAUAUAGGUAUAGUUAUCGUUUUGCUACAUAAUAGUUGUAGUUACCUAAUAACAAGGUGAUACAAUACAAAGUGUUAAUUUGAUUUAAAAUGUUAGUCGGCUAAAAUAAAGAUUUAAAUGAAGCUGACGCAGGAAUGUAAUAUGUGAAAUUAUUAUAUUGAAAAAAUAAAAAAAAUAUUUUUAUUAAA